This is a messenger RNA of Fimicolochytrium jonesii, 3629 nucleotides long. RefSeq lists its product as uncharacterized. Gene Ontology annotation, cellular component: nucleus. Bases 151 to 3489 code for a protein of 1112 amino acids. Lineage: Eukaryota; Fungi; Chytridiomycota; Chytridiomycetes; Spizellomycetales; Powellomycetaceae. Gene Ontology annotation, biological process: negative regulation of transcription by RNA polymerase II. Gene Ontology annotation, molecular function: RNA polymerase II transcription regulatory region sequence-specific DNA binding; zinc ion binding; DNA-binding transcription factor activity, RNA polymerase II-specific. The record is from RefSeq and is a predicted model, not a curated record. The transcript is spliced from 2 exons.
UCGAGAAAGAAACUCAUACGCACCGACAUAUAUCUGUCGCACCUUUCGUAGCUGAUAGGCUGCUGUCUCGAACAGCUCUCUGGAAACCGACCGUCAAACAGCAAAACAAUAGACAGCACCACGCUUUCCACAAAGCAGAUACCCUCAAAUAUGAACGUCAGCGCUCCGCCGUUCAUUCCUGCAUCCCUGGGUAAUUCCGUAGCGCCAGCAACAAACGGCCAGCAGUCGUCAGCCGCCCAACGCGGGCCAAGCGCAAAACGUCAAAAUCGAAGAGGCCCGCCGAAGAACGGAAGGGGGGGGCCAAAGCAGGAAGGUGGGGAGCCAGCAGCCAGUCGUGAGAACGGGAGCGGCAGUUCGACCCUGAAGAACGCAGCAUCUGCAGCUACAUCACCGGCAUCAGCAACUGCACAUGUCCCAGCUUCAAAUGGCGAAAGGCGCGCGAAUGGCAGCGCUAAUAGCAGGCCGAAUGGCAGCGCUAUUGGCAGCGCUAACACCAGACGACCACCGCAAAACAAACGACCGAAGAUCCCUCUGACUCCUGCAGACGCGAGUGGGCCACAGAGCGAUGCAGCUUUGACGACGGAAAAUGGCGCGAAGAACGAUGGGGAGGGCACGGUGAAGCCGCCGCGCCGGAGGAGGCCGCGAAACAAAGUCGUCAAAGGGCCGAAUGGAGCUAUAACGAAGGAGGCCGCAGAAGAUCUGACCGGCUCGUUGACGGAAGAGCUGACGAGCGGGGAGUACGAAUGCAUGAUUUGCUACGAUACCAUCAAAUCGAGGGUCCCCGUGUGGAGCUGCCUUGUUUGCUACGCUGUGUUUCAUCUGAAAUGCGUGGGCAAAUGGGGCCGCAAGUCCGCCGCUCAGGAAGGCGCUGCACAUCCGGGUCCACCGGCCGGCUGGCGAUGCCCUGGAUGUCAGACAGUCUCCAAGACGAUCCCCGAAGAAUAUCGAUGCUUUUGCGGGAAAUGCAUCGACCCGCCUCACAACCGAUUCCUCACGCCACACACCUGUGGACAGACUUGCGGACGCGAUCGGAGCUGUGUGCAUCCCUGUGGAAUGCAGUGUCAUCCAGGGCCGUGCCGACCUUGCGAGUCGCUCGCCCCACCGGUGGCCUGCAACUGCGGCAAGACUAGUUUCCGGGUACGGUGUAGCGAGAUUGCGAGCGAUACGUUCUCAAAGUCAUGUGGACAAGUCUGCGGAAGGAUGCUGGAUUGCGGAACGCAUUCUUGCGCCCUACUGUGCCACGAAGGGCCGUGUGGACCGUGCCCAAUCGUUGAGACGACGAUCUGCUUAUGCCAAAAGACGGUGAAGGAUGUGCCGUGUGGAGAGGGCGGAAGCACGUUCAGAUGCGACAAAAUCUGCGGCACACCUUUCCCAUGCGGGCAUCACAGCUGCGACAGGCCAUGUCACGAUGCGAAGGAACAUCGAUUAGUCUGUCCAUACGACCCCUCGAUUGUGAAGCGCUGUCCAUGUGGAGCAGAGAUUGUCGAGAAGCUUUUGGGACCGGAAGGACGCACCUCGUGCGAUCAAGAGAUACCCACUUGCGGAAACGUCUGCAAUAAAGCGUUGGACUGCGGCCACAAAUGCUCGGCACUGUGUCAUACUGGCCCUUGCUUGCCAUGCGCCGAGGAACUGACCGUGCCAUGUCGAUGCGGCAAGGCCGUGAUGGAUACCACUUGUCAGGAUUUGAUGAGAGAUGCAUACGGGCAGAUCCUUCCGCCCCUCUGUGACCGGCCUUGCUCGGCGCUUCGCCACUGCAAGCGGCAUCGAUGCAAGGACAAAUGCUGCAAUGUCGAGUUUCAUCUUUGCGAACAGCUCUGCGCCAAGACUCUGCGGUGUGGGCAGCAUGAAUGUCAACUGCCGUGCGGGCACGAGGGGAGAUGCCACGACUGCGUUGUCGGUGUUUCUUUCGACGAGCUGACAUGUCAUUGCGGAGAGACUGUCAUGUAUCCGCCCAUCCCAUGCGGCACCCGACCACCAAUCUGCACACACCCCUGCCGUCGAGAACUCCCCUGCGGACACCACACAAGCAACCACAACUGCCACCCAGACAACGAGCCCUGCCCACCCUGCGUGAUUUUCGUCGAACGGCCAUGCGCAUGCGGCAAAAGGACCAUGAAGAACAUCCCUUGCUAUCGACAGGGCCUGCCGUCCUGCGGCGAGACCUGUGGACUCAUCCUGCCGGUGUGCGGGCACUCCUGCAAGCGCUGCUGUCACACCGGCAAUUGCGUCGAUUCCGAGCACGCCUGCACAUCUAAAUGCGGCAGAGUGCGUUCAGUCUGCGGACAUACGUGCAAUUUUCCCUGCCACGGCGAAAAGUUCUGCGCCGAGGACAAGCCCUGCAAAGCCAUGCUUGCGCAGCAGUGCCGGUGCGGGAACAAGACAGCCGAGAUUGUGUGUCUGGCAUGGAAGGAAAGCAUGGGCAACUCGCAGUCUAUCGUUCUGAGUUGCGAUGAGUCGUGUGAGCGCUUGGAGCGGAACAGGAAGCUGGCUGCGGCGUUGAACAUCACACCGGCUCCGGCUACACCCGCCUCGGUCAACAUCCCGGAUUACGGAGACGUUCUUGUCAAGUACGCGAGCCUGAAUGCCGCUGCCGUCAAACAGAUUGAAGAGCAGCUCGACGCAUUUGUUAAGGAUGCGUCGAAACGCGUCCUGCACUUUCCGAGUGGGAAAUCGAUCAACAACAACUGUGUCAUCGAAUUAGCGAAACACUACGAUCUCGUCGGCUCGAUCGUCGAUGCCGACCGGAAAGGUUUAGCGAGUGCGGUCGUUCGCAAGACGGCGUCGAAGGUGCCGGUGAUCCCGCAAGUCCUCCUCAGCACCGUCGCUUUGGCCAAACCUGCUGCAUCUUCUGUCAAGAGCGCCACUGCUGGAACGGCCAAAUCAGCAACCGCCGCAUCCACCAGUGCCUCUACGAAUGGCAUCCUCCGCCGCGAACCCCUCAACGCCCUCUACCUCUCCUCCCUCGGCUACGGCAUGGACGCGCGCGACCUCCAUCUCCUCCUUGAGCCCAUCUUCGUCUAUGGCACCGACGUAACUAUCACCGUCAAGCUCGUCAGCGACACCGACGCCGUGAUGGUCGCCGAAAGCAAAAACAAGCUCACCCCCGAAGAUGUCGAAGCGCUGCUCGCGGGCCUGGAGGGUGAAGUCCGCAACAAGUUUUUGGGGAAUAGUUGGGCGAAGGAGGUUGUUUUGUGUAGAGUUACGGCGGGUGGGGAGGUCGUUUGGGGCCAAAAACCGAAGCUUACGCUGGGGGUGGGUGCGGCGAAGGCGGCGUAUUCGGCGACGGUGAGGAAGGAUGUACCUACGGCGAACACGUUUGGGUCGCUGGCGCAUGCGAGGGCGGUUGGCGCUGGUUUGGGGAGUGCUGUGAGCGGUUCGCCGGCUGGAGAGACGGUCGCGAAACCUCCGCGGGUGCCUACUCCCCCUGUCCCUGCUGAACCACGGCCGCCAACUCCGGAAGAGUGGGAUCAGGAGCAGGAGCAAGAGUAAUGGGCUAGAUGGUGUGUUAGAUUAGCGUAGAUGACCUGGACUUUACAGAUGUACCCACUCUUAUCUUUUUGAGUGUGACUGAAGCGGAUGUUCACAUGAAUAUAUGAGCCCUCUCACAAAUAACAGAAAAACAUUCGGAA